AUGGUACAUUUAGCUUCCGUUCAGAGCACUCUUGCGGAUCUCGUCCUCAGUCCACCCCAUCGCGAUCCUACCAUCAUAGCACUUCAAGCAUACAACGAGGCGCUGCCCAUCUUUCGAUUUCCGAAUGAGAUUUUGCAGAUCAUCUUUGGCAUCUGUCACGAUGGAUGGGAAAGUCCACUGCUGAGGCUCCCGUCAUGGCUUAGUAUCACAUACGUCUGUAGUCGAUGGCGUGCCGUUGCACUUGGCUAUUCUCGCCUAUGGUCCACAAUCUCUCUCAGUACUCCCGAGUGGGUGCAACUCUGCAUCGCAAGAUCUCCUUCGAAAUGUUGCCUAGACAUCACACUGACCAUCAAAGAUAAUUUGGUC
Messenger RNA from Heterobasidion irregulare TC 32-1, 366 nucleotides. RefSeq lists its product as uncharacterized. The record is from RefSeq and is a predicted model, not a curated record. Gene Ontology annotation, molecular function: protein binding. The transcript has a single exon. NCBI's taxonomy places the organism in Eukaryota, Fungi, Basidiomycota, Agaricomycetes, Russulales, Bondarzewiaceae. The annotation marks the transcript as partial.